Messenger RNA from Paramecium pentaurelia, 1681 nucleotides. The record is from the annotation of a GenBank genome assembly. NCBI's taxonomy places the organism in Eukaryota, Ciliophora, Oligohymenophorea, Peniculida, Parameciidae.
AUGGACUAAAAUGAUGAUGAUGAAAAAAGAAAAAGAAUUGAAGAAAAAAAGAAAAUAUUUUUGGAAAAAAAAAAGGCAAAAGAAUUAGAAUAAAAGAAAUAAAAGGAAUAAGAAGAACAAUAAUAAUAAAUGAAAAAAUAAGAGUAAUCAUUAGAAAAUAAUGUUAAAAAAUAAACUGAUAAUGUAAUAAUGUAUUGGUAUAUACAAGUAAUCUAUUCUUGAUGAAAACCUUUAAUAGUAACUUAAUGAAUAAUAAAAAUAGAAAGAAUAAUAAAAUAAAUCUGAAACAUCAAAAAAAUAGGUUGAAUAAUCAACUUAAAUUAUGUCAUUAUAAAAAAAAGAAAACUAAUAAUAAUAAUAAAAUAAUUAGAAGUCUCAAAAAUAUGAUGAAUCUAAUUCUAAAGUUAUUUAGAUUAUUAAUAAACAAAAUAAUAAUUAAUAAAAAACUUUUACUUCUGAUUAAAAAGCAAAAAAUAAACUUAUAGAAGAUAAUAAUAGAAAUUAGAAAGAAGAUAUACAAAAAAAGAAUGAUGAACCUAAACUUGAUUAAAUAAGGUAAGAUAAAGAUUAAUAGAUUUAAGAAGAUAAUAAAAAAUAAUUAUUAGUUAUAAAUAAAAAAUAAGAUAAUGACAAGUAAAUUAAAGAUUAAAAACAAAUCAAAGAAAAUGAAGAUAAAUAAAAAUUAAAAUAUGAAGCAGAAAAAUUAGAAAAGGAUAGAAUUGAUAGAGAAAAAAAAGAGAAAGAAAGAUAAGAAAGAGAAAAAUAAGAUAAAAUAGAAAGAGAAAAUAAAUAAAAAUAAGAAAGAGAAAAAUAAGAAAAAGAAAAAUAAGAGAGAGUUAGAUAAGAAAAAGAAAAAUAAGAAAGAGAAAAAUAAGAAAGAGAAAAAUAAGAAAGAGUUAAAUAAGAAAGAGAAAAAUAAGAAAGAGAAAAAUAAGAAAGAGAUAAAUAAGAAAGAGAAAAAUAAGAAAGAGUUAGAUAAGAAAGAGAAAAAUAAGAAAGAGAUAAAUAAGAAAGAGUUAGAUAAGAAAGAGUUAAAUAAGAAAAAGAAAAAUAAGAAAAAGAAAAAUAAGAAAGAGAUAAAUAAGAAAGAGAUAAAUAAGAAAGAGAACAUUAAGAAAGAAUAAACAGAGAAAAAAAAUAAUAAAAUGAAUUAUAAGAGAAAGAAAAAUCUUAAAUAAAUUGUAAGAUAUAAAUAGAAAACAUAAAUUCUUUGAAUGAAAAUUAUUAAUAAAUUUAGAAUAAUAAAUAAAAUGAAAAAGAAUAAAAUUAAUAAAGAAUAGAUAUAAAGAAGUAACUCAAAGAUCAAUAAUAAAACAAUAGCAGCUGCGAAGAAGGUGAGAUUAUUCAACAUUCAGUGAAUUAAAAUGUCUAACAUUUUGAGAAUAUUUAAGAUUAAAACAAUAUUGUUAUUUCAUAGUAAUUUGUAGAAUAAGCACAUAUAAGAAAUGAAAAUGGAAUACAAAGAAUAAAAAAAAGACACUGUAAAAUAAUUCUUCAAGAUUUAAGAGAAAAGAUUUAUAAAUAUAAUUAAAAAGAUAAUAAAAAAAAAUAAAAAAGACUUAAAAUAUAUAAAAAAGCUAUCUAUUAAUUUAUUUAAAAUUUACCUGAGAUAAAUGAAGAUUAAGAAAACAAAACAUAAAGAUUUUUAGAUGUUUUCAAUUAUUUUGAUAAUAUAAUUUGA